UACUCAUCGCUACGCAUACAUUGCAGCAAAAUUUAGUGAACGUCUGCUGUGAGUUGUAGUGAAUUGGAAAAUUAUUAUCAUCGAAAGAAAAAGUGUAAAAUUUAUUCAGUAAUUUGUGUGUAGGUGCAAGACGGAACCAUAACGCGGAUAAGGAAAAAGCAUCGUAAAAAAUGGCGUUGAAAGUGUUGGUUGGGCAAAAGAUUAUGAAUGAGGUGGUGAAGUAUAAGCCUCCACCACCAAAGAAGGCUGGAGCUGUAGCUGCUGCAAAAGCCCCAGGUGGCAUGGAAUGGCGUGUGUUGGUUGUCGAUAAGUUGGGUAUGCGUAUGGUGUCUGCAUGCACCAAAAUGCAUGAAAUAAGCGCCGAGGGUAUCACCUUGGUGGAGGAUAUCAACAAAAAGCGUGAACCGCUUCCAACCAUGGAUGCCAUCUACUUGAUUACGCCGUCGGAUGAGUCGGUGCGGGCAUUAAUACGCGAUUUCGAGAAUCCGGCUAGACCAAUGUAUCGUUAUGCGCACGUCUUCUUCACUGAGGUUUGCCCGGAGGAAUUAUUUAACGAUUUGUGUAAAUCGUGCGCUGCAAGAAAGAUCAAAACUCUAAAGGAGAUAAAUAUUGCAUUUCUACCAUACGAAUGCCAGGUCUACUCGCUCGAUUCGCCAGACACCUUUCAGUGUCUGUAUUCGCCAGCGUUUGCUUCGAUACGCGCCAAGCACAUCGAUCGCAUCGCCGAGCAAAUCGCGACUUUGUGUGCCACACUCGGCGAGUAUCCGAUGGUGCGAUAUCGCACUGACUGGGAUCGCAACAUAGAUUUGGCUGCUGCGGUGCAGCAGAAGUUGGACGCCUAUAAGGCGGAUGAGCCCACAAUGGGUGAGGGUCCGGAGAAGUCACGUUCGCAAUUGCUAAUAUUGGAUCGUGGUUUCGAUUGCGUCUCGCCAUUGUUGCACGAAUUAACGCUGCAAGCGAUGGCCUACGAUCUGUUGCCAAUCGUCAACGAUGUUUAUCGUUAUACACCCGGCCCGAAUCAACCCGAAAAGGAGGUGCUACUCGAUGAGAACGACGACUUGUGGGUGGAAUUGCGGCAUGAGCAUAUCGCUGUGGUGUCCACGCAGGUGACACAGAACCUGAAGAAGUUCACCGAAUCGAAGCGCAUGACAUCGACCGAUAAAGCUUCCAUGCGCGAUUUGUCACAAAUGAUCAAGAAAAUGCCUCAGUAUCAGAAGGAGCUGUCAAAAUAUUCAACACAUUUGCACUUGGCUGAGGAUUGCAUGAAGACUUAUCAGAGCUAUGCCGAUAAGUUGUGUCGCGUUGAACAGGAUCUGGCUAUGGGCACCGAUGCCGAAGGUGAAAAGAUCAAGGAUCAUAUGCGCAACAUUGUGCCCAUUCUUCUCAAUGCGGAUGUCUCCAACUUCGAUAAAGUACGCAUAAUCGCGCUCUAUGUUAUGAUCAAGAACGGCAUAUCUGAGGAAAAUCUAACCAAACUCUUCACGCACGCCUCACUCUCGCCGAAAGAUCAAGAUAUGGUGCGUAAUUUGAGCUUCUUGGGCGUGAAUGUGAUUGCCGAUUCGCGCAAGAAAGUCUACAACGUGCCACGCAAAGAGCGUAUCACCGAACACACUUAUCAAAUGUCCCGUUGGACACCAGUCGUGAAGGAUAUUAUGGAGGAUUGCAUUGAGGAUAAGUUGGAUCAGCGUCAUUUCGCUUUUCUGGCUGGACGUGCACAGAAUACCAAUUAUCAUGCGCCAACUAGCGCACGCUAUGGCCACUGGCAUAAAGACAAGGCACAGACGCAGGUGAAGAAUGUACCGCGUCUCAUUGUAUUCAUUGUGGGCGGCGUUAGUAUGUCCGAGAUGCGUUGCGCUUAUGAAGUCACCAAUGCCGUUAAGAAUUGGGAAGUGCUUGUCGGUUCGUCGCAUAUACUAACGCCCGAAGGUUUCCUGAGCGACUUGGGCAGUCUCUCCAAAGAGGAUUAAGCAGCUACAGCACAGGCUCGAUAUAUAAUUAACUAAAAUUUAUUAAUUUAAAGGUAAAGUUUAAAACUUAAUUUAAAAGCAAAAACCACUAACACAUUUAUGUAGUUUAAAUAUGUAUCCUACUAAUAAUUGAAAUCAGGUAUUGAAAGGAAGCGUACGUCAAUGUACAAGGUUAUGUUUGUAGUUAUUAGUUUAACAAAUUUAACAAGCGUUGUUGGUAUUUUUGUGUAUUUGCUUUGUGAAAUGUAAAAGAAAUUUAUUUAAUGGUAAAUGCAAUAUUAUUGAAAAUAUGUUAUUAUUACAACUUAGUGUAUUUCUAAUGUGUAAUUGUUAGCAAUAUUUCGUUUUGUUUUUAGGUUAAUUGUCCGCUAAAGUGUUUACAAAUAUUUUAGUAACUGUAUUGAUGUCACUGUAACAAUUUUUAAACACCAUUACAUGUUGUUUACGCGUUACAACUUGUGGUUAGAAAAAGAGUUAGACACACACUUAUACACACUUGUGUGUGUUAUAUUAUAUAUAAUAUAUCAUAUAAAUAUAUAAUGAAGUGCUAAAAACAACAAUAUGCGCAAGCAUGUCAAUAAAUUGCAAAGUAUUCACGUUGUUUAUUGCAUUGUAUUUAUGUCGCAUAUUUAAAUGGAAAAAUAUAAAUAUUUUAUGCAACUAUAAUUCCACUUCAACUUAUAUAUAUUUAUAUAAUACUUU
Messenger RNA from Bactrocera latifrons, 2669 nucleotides. RefSeq names its product protein ROP (gene Rop). Lineage: Eukaryota; Metazoa; Arthropoda; Insecta; Diptera; Tephritidae. Gene Ontology annotation, biological process: vesicle-mediated transport; neurotransmitter secretion; intracellular protein transport. Gene Ontology annotation, molecular function: syntaxin binding. Gene Ontology annotation, cellular component: plasma membrane; secretory granule. The record is from RefSeq and is a predicted model, not a curated record. Bases 171 to 1967 code for a protein of 598 amino acids. The transcript is spliced from 10 exons.